CGUUUUGAUAAAGGUUUUUAACGGACUUUUCAACCAAAUCAUCUUCAGUUAUCAUUAAUGAUCUCUCCGAUCGUAAUCAUUUACUUUAGCAAUUUAAUUUUAAUUAUAAAAGUGCUUUUUGGGAUGUAGGCUCUUGAGUAAUGUCUCUAUUACAAAUUUUAAAUGAUGGAAGCUUACUUGCCUGUUUGAUUUUGAUAAUGUGAGGAGUGUUGAGUCCUGUUUCAUGUGUUUUUGUUCCUGUGCUUAAAUACAUUGAUAAAAUGUGUUACAAUGGACGGAAGAAAUAGCUGAUUAAGAAACUUAAUCGUAAAGUAUUUAAAAAAAUAUCAAAAUGGCGCCAGAGCCACUGGAUAUCUCGGAGCAUGAGUUGCUCUUCAAAGCAACCGAUUUAUCCAAACUGGCCUCCAUAGAUUUGUCUCAGUACCUGGAGGCAUACAUGAGGAAUAUUAGAAACCUCUACAAUAACUCCUCAGCAGUAAAAGAAAUGAAUUUUGCUGAAGCUGCGAUGGUGAUUCAGAAUUCAUCGAUUAUCUUUGCCAAGAAUGUCGACUCAAUUUGGGCAAGAGCUAUGAACAUACGGCUUGCUUUAUCUGCUAACAUGAACCGGAAAAAAAGUAACGAUGAUGAAGACGAUGAGGAUUGUGAUGUAGGAACUGGCGAAGAAGGUGCUGAUAAGCAAAAAGAAAAAGCAAAAAAGAAGAAAAAGAGAACGUUCAAUGUUGAAGAAUUUAAACUCCUUCCUUUUCUUAAUACUGAUAAAAAUAUUGAUAUGAAACUUGACAAGAAAGAGGAUAAACUAGCAAAGCAAUCAGAUAAACUUGUCCUUCCCACCUCCUUGCGAAUCAAAAGUAAGGUUAAUAAAUCGAGAGAUAUUUUCACACCUGAAGGAGAAGCAGUCGGGAAAAUGGAUGAAUUCAGAUUAUUUUGGCCCAUUACAAAAAGCGGUUAUUUACAAGAAGAUUAUGAACCUGAUGAUCGGUGUGUGUUUCCUGAAAGAAUCAUCGAACAAAGUUUUACAGAGGCUGCGGAGCAUCCUGUUAAUGAGGAAAUUUUCAAUAAUGACAUGGAUCACUCGAUGAUGGAUGGACACAAUCCUCUGUCCCCGCCUCCACCAACACCACCACCAACCCCUCCGCCUAUGGACCUCCCCAUGAACGACUCGCCUGAAAGUUUAAAAGAUACUCAAGAAGAAACUGAAAAAGAACGCGAGUGUCGGCAGAAAUUACAAAAAAAUCCAGAGCGAGAAAACAUUGUGUCCCUAGAUAAAGUUAUAGCAAAAGCGUGGGAACCCAUCCCUUUGGACAAAGGCAAUCCGAAUCGGCCUUUGGUAAAACGAAGAGUAUACAAGUUGGAUACAAGUGAUUCGUCUAGUUCGAGAAAAAAGAAGAAUAGAGGAAAGACAGAUACAGAGUCAGAAACGUUUAUUGUGUCAGAAAUGUUCACAAAGGGUAAAUAUUAUCUUAACAAAGGCCACGGGUUUGAUCCAUGGGUUCUAGCAGAAUUCCACGCGGUACAGAUGAAAAGACUGAAAGACGCUCCCAACAGGAAGAGAAAAAUAUUAGAAAUGUUAGAUGCUGCUUCAGAGUAUGAAGGAGAUUUUUAUGGUUUUGACGAUACUGAAAUUGAUGGUGGCGCAGAUUUUGGGGAUGACGACGAUGAUGGUGAUAACAAUCAUCAAGAUAAUAAUGUUGAAAAUAUUGAAGUUCCUCUGCCGGCUCACGACAAUGCAGGGACCAUUUUCGAUGGCAUCGGACCGAGUAUUUGGAAUGAAAACGCAGAUGAACCUGUUGACGCUGGUGAUCAGUAUGAAGCUCAUGCCCUCCGAACUAUUCAGCAAUAUAAUGCAAACAAAACAUUAGAUGAAUCUCGUGCCAAUGAUUUAGCCUUAAGAGUGAAUGCAUGGCAUGAAAUGAUAGCGCCUGUUCUUAAAGAAGCGGAAAAUAGAAGUAGCUUUGACAUUCACGAGUAUGGAAGUAGGAUACUCAGCCAUUUUCCUAACAAUAACAGUAGAACUACGAUUCCGUUUGAAAGGAUAGCCGGCGGUCAACCACCAGAAGAAGUUGCUCGAUAUUUCCUGUCAUCAUUAGUUUUAGCAAAUACGUACAAUGUGGAACUUAGCAAAUCCGUCAAGAAAGACCUGGCGAUGAAUUGUUUGGAGCUGACGAUUCUCAGCAAAACGAGGCACGCCGAUGAAAUAGAUGACAACAUGCGAAGCAACAAUCGCGCAUCCUAGUAUUCCACAUAGACUGCUUGGUUUUAGAUUUAUGAUUCGUUGUUUUUUUUUUAAUUCAAAGGAUAAGGUUUUAUCUCGUUUUUGUGUGUAGUUAAGUGUACAGAGAGCACCUUUAAAAGGUAUGCAUUAUGUGAUCUCAGUUCUUGUAGAUUCUGGUUCAUCUGUUUAUUUUUCUACUUGGUACUCAUAGGUGUAUUUAGUAGGGUUUUGCAGUCACAUGGAAUAUUUUUUGUCUUUUUCUCUAAUUGUUUUGAUUAUUGUGACCGCAUAAUCUUAGUUUCUGGCAAAAGCAGGUUGCAAAAGUUAUGUAGCACACCCCACGUGAUCAUCUUUUCUUUAGUAUUAUGGCAAUUAGUAUUGUGAAGCCAUAUUAUAAGCUACCCUCCGGAUUAUGAGACUGAACUUUUUGUUUUUCGAUCUUUGGAUAAUACUUUGACUUAUUUAUCCCAUGAGCUCUUUAAUUAAUUUUCUGAUCAAUUCAUCGACUAACUUCUGCUGAGUCAAAUAAUGCUCAUCCUAGAAAUUGCCGCAGAAGUGAUGGAAAUAUUACCUGUUCAAAGCUUCUUUUUCACUUCCUCUGCAAGACCUUUUGAGUUUUCUGGCCGGAUUGUUUCCUAAGCAGAAACUCAACAUAUCUAAAAUCAUAACAUCAUUGGAGCAUCUGUAGGCAAUCAAGUAAACAGUUAAAACCUUAUAUGUAUUUCUCAUUGGUUAGAAUAUUUGCACGCAAGGACAGUAACAGCAUAUUCAUCCAUGUUUUUUAUCCUAUGACUACACUCAAUAUUUUCCUCUUUUUUUUUCACUGCUUGUCUCUGAAAUUCCUUCUCUAGAUCUACAAUCUUUUUCUGUGCCAAAAAGAGAGAUGGGGUCAAAUGAAAAUGAAAAUGCCUGUUUGGAACCAGGGUCAUCUUUGUUUUCUAUCUUUCAUUUUGUGACCCUAGUCUCUUAUUUAUAAGGUGAGAAGGUUCCUCUCAGUUUUAAUGAUUUGCAACCUUUGCUGAGGGCUUGCCAUGGCUAGAUCGGAAUGCACUCCCUCACUAGGUUUUUCUGCAAGAGCGGAAGAUGUGCAAUUAAGGUGCCGUGUGUAAGAAGGACCUUCAUUGGAAUGUUUUAGAAUCCCCGCUGAUAUGAAUUUUGUUCAUCUUGAACAAAGUGAUUGCAUGCAUUUCAGGCAAAUUUUGUUAUGAUUUCACAAUGUUCUGUAGAAAAACUUCAGGUGAAUUAAUCAUGAAAUUCCUCCUCCAUUCCCUCUGUAUCAAAAACAGUAGUUUCAUACCUUUUUUGCAUCAGCAUAAGGUUUCCAAACUUGGAAAGAACGUAUUGCAAUUGCCAAGUUUCAACACUUCCAUUCCUAUUUUAUUUUGUGAAGAGGAAACGUACCAACUGUAUUGCUGAAAAUAUGUACAGAAAGUUCUUCUAUCACAGGAAAAAGCACAGAACUUUUCAAGACAUGUCUUCAACUUGUAUCCCAAUUAAAAAAUAAUGUCUGACAAAAAGUCUGCACUUUUGUCAAUUUGUCCGUUUAAAGCUCUGAAUUCAAAUAUCUCUCAGUUUUCUCAAAUUUGCCAAAAGCAAGAAUCCUAUCUCGUCUUAAACUUGGAGCAUUUUUGCUGGAAGUCACCAUAAAAGUCACUCUCUUUCUUGUUGUAAGCAGCUUCAGUUAUUACUUUCAAUUUAUGUUUGAAAAAGUUUGAGUGAAAUUUUCACUCCGGAGUUACAGGCCUAGGUACUCCUUACCGGUUCGAACUCUAUUCAGAAUGUUUGUAUGUAUUAGAGUUUGGUGCUUGUGUUUCUUCUUCUCUCUUUCCAUGGCUCUUGUGUAUUUCCAAUCUGUACUUUUUCUAAUUUUCAAUGUUAUUCUUCUUUACCUGUGAGCAAUAAUCUUUAUGUUCUUAAAAUCUGUUGAAACCAAUACUAAAUCUCUAUUCCAAAAUUAAAUUUUUUUGUCCUAUUUUA
Molecule: messenger RNA, 4189 nt
Organism: Bemisia tabaci
Lineage: Eukaryota; Metazoa; Arthropoda; Insecta; Hemiptera; Aleyrodidae
Biological process (GO): meiotic chromosome condensation; mitotic sister chromatid separation
Cellular component (GO): nucleus; condensin complex
Molecular function (GO): chromatin binding
Source: RefSeq, a predicted model, not a curated record